CGGUAUUUAUUAUUCAUUCAUAUUAAUAGCCACAAAGGGAGCAAAUUAUGAUCGGAAAGGGAAAAUAUAAUAAUCCUUCGCGAUCUGGUUUUGAGUGUAAGACGGCUGGCUCAUCAGUAUGUUAACGAUCCAUGAACUUUGCCACAACCAAGAUGGCGUCACGUCGACGGAAAUUAUAGCGCCCAAUAUGGUAUCUCGCUAUAUUUAUUUUUUCUUCUCGCGUAUGUCCGCACUCCAUUACAUAUUUACGAAAAUGCGACCACCGACCGGGAAGACGACGCGCAGAUAAGCGGCCAAAUGUUUGCGUCUUUGGGGAAAAGCAGGCCUUUUAAAAUCAGGAGCCUCCACCCGAACACGAAGUACGGCGUUGCAGCGCGCGACCUGAAGGAGUUGCUGAAAAAGGGUUGCACCUUAUUCGAGUUGCCACUUUCUGGUGCGCAUGUUUGUUUGUACGCAGACGGCACAAAGGUGACAAAAGAAUUCUUCGCAACGUUGUCAGACAACACAGAACUUGUUCUCCUGACUAAAGAUCAGUCAUGGGGCGGAGCCGUGUGCGACAUUUCCCAGUUGCUGAGCUCGGACCGGCACACCGCAGGUCUGGUCCGGGCGGCCAAGGGCCUCCUCUCGGACGAGAAGUCCCCCAAGAGGCAGAAAAUACUGAGCGACCUUCUCCGGAAUCUGGAAGACAGGUCUGAGCUGGAGAGCAGAGACGAGGACGAAGACUGGUUCAAGGGCGUAGAGUCUCGCUUCAAGACCAAGUCGGCCUACAUGAAGUACAACUGCGAAAACAGGAUAAGAAGUUAUAUGAAAGAGUUGGACGAAGCCACCAAAUCCGUGACGAAGGCUAAAGUCCGAGUAGAAUGUGCGCAAGCGUCGGAGAGCAUCUCGGAGAUGCUGAAGUCCGACAAAUUCAACGGCUGCUACUUCGACCGCACUCAGAAGGAGACGCGUCGACUCUGCACCCGAGAAGGCUGGUUCACCUGCCAGGUACUGAACCGAGCGUUACGGUCUUCGUCGGAAAGGCGCAAUCACCGAUACUUGCAUCCGCAGGGCUCUUUCGACCAGACGAAAUGUGCGUGGCUGCAUUCCAUCAAUCCGUACGGCAACAGAGAGAGCCGCAUCAUUUUCAGCACUUGGAAUUUGGACCACAGGAUUGAAAAGAAGCGGACGGUAAUUCCUGCCCUCCUGGAAGCGCUGCAGAAUCACAAAAGCGAGGACAUCAAUUUGACCUACUUCUACCGGCUGCUGUUCACGCGGGACAAUCUGAAGCUGGUCCACAUCGUGUGCCACAAGAAGGGAGCCCACAACCUCCGGUGUGACCCAGACAAAAUCUUUAAAAGAGACAACAGAAAGCGCCGUGGGAAGAAGAUACGCUUGAAAUGAAUU
Messenger RNA from Syngnathoides biaculeatus (alligator pipefish), 1386 nucleotides. It is a transcript of the gene dffb, whose product is annotated as DNA fragmentation factor, beta polypeptide (caspase-activated DNase). Gene Ontology annotation, molecular function: DNA endonuclease activity. Lineage: Eukaryota; Metazoa; Chordata; Actinopteri; Syngnathiformes; Syngnathidae. Gene Ontology annotation, cellular component: cytoplasm; nucleus. The transcript is spliced from 6 exons. The record is from RefSeq and is a predicted model, not a curated record. Gene Ontology annotation, biological process: apoptotic DNA fragmentation; apoptotic process. The coding region runs from base 298 to 1383 and encodes 361 amino acids.